Messenger RNA from Styela clava, 631 nucleotides. The record is from RefSeq and is a predicted model, not a curated record. NCBI's taxonomy places the organism in Eukaryota, Metazoa, Chordata, Ascidiacea, Stolidobranchia, Styelidae.
GCUAAAUAUGGAUUUUAAUGCAAGGUUAAUAGACAGCAUCUCAAGCAGAGAGCCUCUAUACAAUCAGUACCAUGUUGACUACAAAAACAGAAUCAAAACAGACCAGCUGUGGAAAGACGUGGCAAUGGAUGUGGAAGCUUCAGUUGAGCAUUGCAAAACUAGAUGGAAUAGUUUGAGAACAACGUAUGGGAAGAAGCAUAGAGAAAGAGAGAAAAUUCCUAGUGGGUCAGCUGCAUCACAAUUGGAAAAAUGGCCGUACUAUUACCAAUUGUCAUUUCUAGAUCCCUUCAUUAAACACAGAAAAACCGUAGAUAACUUGCCUCAAGCCUGUAUGGAGCAAGAUACCUCAAUAGAGAGUUUGACUGAAAAUACUAGUGAAGAAUCUAUACAACUUGACCUUGGAAGUCCAUCUUUGUGCCACAAAGAAAAGUGGAAUGGAAGUUCAAUCAGGACCUUUGCAAAAAGAAAAAGAUCAGAUAGAAGUGAAGUACAGGCAGAGAUGGUGAACUUUUUGAGAAAAAGCACCCAGCAGCUGGAGAAUACUAGAUAUUUAGAUAAAUUUGAGCAUUUGGCAAUCUUGUGGCAGCUCAGUUACGUUCAAGACCGUUACUUGAAGCGGAAGCAUGCAUGA